Molecule: messenger RNA, 3005 nt
Organism: Vespula pensylvanica (western yellowjacket)
Lineage: Eukaryota; Metazoa; Arthropoda; Insecta; Hymenoptera; Vespidae
Gene: BtbVII
Product: longitudinals lacking protein, isoforms H/M/V-like
Exons: 5
Coding region: 519-2066 (515 amino acids)
Biological process (GO): regulation of transcription by RNA polymerase II
Cellular component (GO): nucleus
Molecular function (GO): protein binding; DNA binding
Source: RefSeq, a predicted model, not a curated record
GCUAUAUUGAUCAAGUUAGAUUUUAUAAGGACGCACGUUGAUAAGAUCUUUCGUAUUUGCUAGUUCCGCGAAAAGUUUUUUGCGAUUAUAACAUUUGUUGUGACAGAUUUUGGCAAUAAGUUCUUUCAUUCGGUCAGCGUCGUAAUUGUUCGCCUAUGACGUCAUUUGUGCAUUACACAAGCGUCAUCGCUUAGUCUGUUUUGUGGAAAAUUUUUAUAGGAUUCGUGGUGUGUGGAGUAGAACCGAGUCGUCUGUAUUAUCUUUUUUGUUGUGUUUUUUUUUUUGGUUAAACACAGGUGCAAAAGUAAUUUCGUACUGUGCGCAUAUUUUUUCUCCUACCUGUGAAAGUUACGCGACAGUGUUUUCACUCGCGACCAAGUCACUUUCGGAGUUAAGCGAAGUAACACAGUGUUAUUUAUCUCCCAUCAUACAUCAUUGCACCAAAUCUGUAUUUAUUAUGGAGCGACAGUAACAUAUUUCUUAAAAUAUAAAAAAAGGUGCUACAAGUUUAUAUCAAGAUGUCCAUGCAACAAUUUUGUUUGCGAUGGAACAAUCAUCAACCAAACUUCAUUUCUGUGUUCUCAAAUUUAUUAAAUAAUGAAACAUUAGUGGAUGUUACUUUAGCUGCCGAAGGCAGACAUCUCCAAGCACAUAAAGUCGUACUAUCGGCAUGUAGUUCGUACUUCCAAUCGUUAUUCACAGUUAAUCCAUGCCAACAUCCGAUCGUUAUACUCAAAGAUGUUAAAUUUUCUGAUCUCAAAAUUAUGGUAGAUUUUAUGUAUUACGGUGAAGUUAACAUUUCUCAAGAUCAAUUGCCAUCGAUUAUUAAAACAGCAGAAAGUUUGAAGAUAAAAGGUCUUGCAGAAAUGCAUACAGCUUCAUUAACUAAAUGGCCAAGUAGUAGUAGCGAACAAGGAGCUGCCGAUCGUGGAGAAUCCUGUUCUCCUAGUCCAUCUCCUCUUUCUCCAUCCUUCAGACGAAAGAGAUUGAGAAAAACAUCAACAGGAUCGACAUCUGGAUCUGGAGACAAAACGGAAGAAAUUAACGAGAUUACAUUGGUUGCUACUAACAUUGUAAAACCUGAACCAUUGAUCGUAUCUCAAGAAAGCAGCGAAAACGUAAGGCGACCGGUGAACACAAGCACGGAAUCACAAGGAAGUAUCGACGAAGAUCAAAUAUCAAUAAUGAGUAACAUGGAAAGUAGUUCUACAACAAUGCCGGCACAAAGUGAUACCACAAUACAAAAUGUGAAUCAACAAUCGAGUGGAAAUGUAGCACAAAGUUCUGUUUCUUCUCAACCACCAGCACAUCAAGGAUUACAAUGGACUAUUAUGGAGCACACAUAUCCACGUUUCGCUCUGUCCUCGUGUCAAACGAAUCUGUCGAUCCAAGCGUCAUCAGCGUUUACAACGCCUGAAAUAACAACUUCUUCGACGAUCAGCGAUCAGUACUCUGGUACCAGCACCACUGGUUCCAGUUGUGCCCUGACGAGUUAUCCAAAUUCCUCGUCGCAUGGGGGGACAUCAUCGUUACAGCAUACAUCAGCAUCGAGUGCUCCACCGCCAUCCUCAACACAGUGUCCGAGUAACUGCCAAAGUCCCUGCGCCAGUCCCCAGACAGCGAUUAAAAGGAAAAGAUCAACAAAUCCACAAGCUGAUGAGAACUUUAUUAGAGCUCUCGAUGCAGUGCGAUACGGUGGUAUAGGCUUUUGUAAAGCUGCCAGAAUGUUCGGUGUAAAUAAUCGAACGCUUUGGCUCGAGUACAAGAAACGUGGUUAUCCUAAUAAUCGACCUAGCUUAAAGUCAAGAGUGAAACAAGAAGUUAAUUCUUCACCACCGCCUGCGGCACAAUCGGCCCAACCUGUAAAUUCGCAAAGUCCAACGCCCAUGGGGCCGCCUUCGACUCCACACAGUACACACAAUACCCACAGCACUCAUACUAUGUUAACCACUCAUAGUCCUCAUACCAUGUUAAGCGGUUAUAUCGAUAGUAGGCAUACAGACUAUGCACUUCCAAGUACUACUAUGCCAAUUAAUUUACACGGAGUUAAUUAUAAUACCAUGUGAGCUGAAUCACGAUCGGAAAAUUAUUUGUAUGUAUAGAGGAGUUUCUGAGAAGUAUUAGAUUCGCGUGAUGUAAAGCUGGAUUUUUAGUAACGGAAUUUAUUUAUAAAGAGCUCCAUAAUGCUAUAUUGAAAAAGAAGGGAAGAAAAAGAAAAGGAAAAAAGAAAAAAAAAGAAAAGAAAAGAAAAGAAAAAGAAUAAGAAUAAGACGAAUAUCUAUAGGCAAACAGUUCGUCACACAUUCGUAUACUCAUUCGUAUAUUCGAAAUAAUUGGAUUUUUGCCUAUGGAUGGAAUAAUCCAGUACUUUGUAUACACAAAAGAUUUUUAUAUUGGGAGGCCUCUAAUGAAAUCUUACUAAUUGGCUGAUUACAUUUCUCCCUCGAGAGAUUGGAAAAUUUGUAAAUUGAAUAAUUUAUUACUUUUAAUUCAUUCAAUAAAAUUAGUGUUGUUUUGAUAGUAAUGUGAUAUAUAUAAAAGAACAAAAAAAAAAGAAAAGAAAAGAAAAAGAGAAAAAUCUUGUGAAUGAAUAUUCUUCAUGAAAUUAUUCGUAAUUUUUAAAUAUAUAUAUAUAUAUAUAUAUAUAUAUAUAUAUAUAUAUAGCAGAGAGUAACGAUCUUGUUUUUUUUUUGGGGUGUUUUUUUUUUUUUUUUUUUUUGUAAAAUUUCGUUAACGUUAGGAAAGAUAUAUUACGUCUUUAUAAAGGUCCUGAAAUGUAAGCUAGAGUUGGUGUAAUACCAGUGUUGAUGUAGCUAAAAGAAGAAGAAGAAGAUGAUGAAGGAGAAGAAAAAAAAAAAGAAAAAGAAAAAAAGAGAGACAAGUACGAAAGCACUAUUAUCGAUAAUUGAACUAUUCUGUUACACCACCUUUAGAGUAUGAUAAUACCUUCAGUAACUUUUGUAUGUAUAAAAAAAAAGAAAAAAGAAAAAAAAAAAAAGAAAUAA